AUGUCAAACCUCGAGUGCGACGGUCUAUCCGUCACCCAUGAGUCGAACCAUACCGGCUCGCCCGAUCUGCGACUGAUCCACUUCAAUGACGUUUAUCACAUCGAGUCCGGCUCAGCCGAGCCCAUUGGUGGUGCCUCCCGUUUCCAGUCUCUCGUGAACUAUUACCGCUCCGACCCCCGAUUUACCGGUCAGCCCGAGGUUUUCACCUUCUUCUCUGGCGAUGCCUUUAAUCCAAGCCUCGAGAGCACCGUCACAAAGGGUCGUCAUAUGGUGCCCUUCCUGAAUAAAACUGGGAUCGACGUAGCGUGUGUGGGUAAUCAUGAUCUGGACUUUGGAGUAUCACAAUUUCGACAUUUGUCGAGCCAAUGUCAUUUCCCAUGGCUCCUGGCCAACGUUCUCGAUCCAGCUCUCGGGGAGGAUGUUUCAAUCGCCAAUUGCGGGAAAACGUGCUUGCUGACCUCCUCCAAUGGUAUCAAGAUUGGUGUGAUUGGGCUAGGAGAGAGAGAAUGGCUUGGCACGAUCAAUUCGCUUCCGCCCGACUUAAUCUACAAAUCUGCUUCUGCGACUGCGAAAGAACUAGCCCCGCAGCUCCGAGAACAGGGCGCAGAGUUGAUUGUCGUCGUUUCUCAUCAGCGUGAGCCAAAUGAUAACAAAUUGGCCAACAACCUCCCUCCAGGGUUGGUUGAUAUCAUUCUUGGAGGACAUGAUCACUACUACGCUCAUACAAUUGUCAACGGGACUCAUGUACUGCGAUCGGGGACCGAUUUCAAGCAAUUGAGUUACAUCGAAGCUUUUCGCAGAUCUGGUACAGAUACCGGUUGGGAUUUCAACAUCAUGCGACGGGAUGUCGUGCGUUCGAUUCCGGAGGACCCGGCGACCAUUGCCAUGGUUGAUCGACUAACCUCCAGCCUCAAGGCAAAACUUGAGAAGCCCGUAGGCUACACAGUGAGCCCGCUAGACGGUCGAUUCUCUACUGUUCGUCAGCGCGAGUCGAAUUUGGGUAAUUUUGUCUGCGACUUGAUGCGCUACUACUAUGCCGCUGAUUGUGCAUUGAUGGCCGGUGGGACUAUUCGCGGCGAUCAAAUAUAUCCUCCCGGUGUUUUACGGCUAAAAGACCUGUUGAAUUGUUUCCCUUUCGAAGACCCGGUAGUCCUUCUCCGACUUCGAGGUCAGGCUUUGUUGGAUGCAUUGGAAAACGGUGUCAGCCAACUUCCGGCCCUUGAGGGUCGAUUCACUCAAGUCUCCAACAUUUCCUUUGGUUUCAAACUGAACGGCCCUUCUGGCUCCCGCUUGACCUUUGCGCGACUGGGUGGAAAACCUAUUGACCCAGAACGGGAAUACGUUGUUGCCACACGUGGUUACAUGGCGCGUGGAAAGGAUGGAUUCACGUCGCUGCUGGUGAAAUCCGAGGGUGGUGACGUUGAGGAACUGGUUAGCGAAGAAAAUGGAGUGCUCAUUAGCACUAUCCUGCGCCAAUACUUCCUCAGCCUCAAGGUUCUCGGCAAAUGGCGUCGCUGGAGUCCCAGUCUUCGUCGACACUGGGGCUUGGUGCACCGUAGUCUACAUCGCAGUGGCUGGCUCAAACCACCCUCUGCUUUGCCGUCGCCGGUGGCAGAAAAAGCGCCGGCUCAUCGACUAGAGCCACGACCACCGCUUCAACGGACCAGUCGCGAUGCUUUUUAUUAUGGACGCUUCCCUCAGGAAGUCGAAGCGGCCCAGGUUGCUUCCAGCGGGACUAACAGCGACGCCAUGGACUCGGACUCUGAUGAGGACCCGGAGAUCCUCACAUCGCCUAUGCCGACAAUCAACUAUGUGACAGACCCUGCAAUGUCGUCUGAGGACGAAGAACAUCGGCUAAAGCUUGCACGCCGUGUCGUUCGAAAGUGGAUGCGACAUGCUGGACUAGAGCCAUCAGCCCUCAACACCAUGGAUGGCGAGGGUGAGUUUAUUCCCCCGUGGACCUCUGGCAUAUCCCCCCGGGUCGAGGGACGCAUCGUGAUUGAGUGA
Molecule: messenger RNA, 2007 nt
Organism: Penicillium brasilianum
Lineage: Eukaryota; Fungi; Ascomycota; Eurotiomycetes; Eurotiales; Aspergillaceae
Source: the annotation of a GenBank genome assembly